AUGACCUCCUUACCCCAGAACACCGCACCCAAGCGCACUAGGAAGCCGCUCCCCCAUCUUACCUCUGCUAUCGACCACCUCGAGUCCCGCAGCCUCCAAAUAUCCACCCUCCUACACACUAGCCCGCUCACCCGCUCCAUAAUCCCCGACAACGACUACAGCCUCCUCAAGCUCACAAGGUCUCUCACACGCAGCAUCUGCGCCACCCUCGACAUAUUUACUGGUGCACACACGCGCUGCUGGUCCGACGCCACCUUCCGCCAAUGCGCACUGCGCUGUCUCCGCCUGCACCGUAGCUUGCAAGACCGCCAGUGUGAGAUUGGUGAGAUGUUCCAUGAGUUUAGGGAUUGGAGGUGCAGUGAUGAUGAGUUUGUGUAUGAGAGGUGGCUGGAGGAUAUUGGGGGUGUGGAGGUGAGCGCGUGGAUAGAGGCGAGGAUGGUGGAGAUUUUGUUGAUUGGCUUUUUGGCGGAGAUGGCGGAGGAGGACCGGAGAUGGCUGGAGAGAAGAUUUGGUGGGGUGGAUGAGGUGGUGAUGGAGCUAUAUUGUGGUAAUGAUGGGGGAAAUAGCAGUCUGGGACCUCUGAAUGUUCCAAGAUUUGUGCCGCACACCUCCGGACUCCCACCGGGUUCGUGGUUGUGCUCGAGGUUUUGA
Molecule: messenger RNA, 651 nt
Organism: Morchella importuna
Lineage: Eukaryota; Fungi; Ascomycota; Pezizomycetes; Pezizales; Morchellaceae
Exons: 1
Coding region: 1-651 (216 amino acids)
Source: RefSeq, a predicted model, not a curated record